This is a messenger RNA of Striga asiatica, 1077 nucleotides long. The record is from the annotation of a GenBank genome assembly. Lineage: Eukaryota; Viridiplantae; Streptophyta; Magnoliopsida; Lamiales; Orobanchaceae.
AUGAACAAUAAUGAGAAAUUCGAGCAGCGGUGGGAGUUCAGGCGGAAAGAGGUCGAUGCCGACACCUCGAGUGAAGACAGCCAACCGAAUGCAAGUGGGCCCCACGCUUUCAAGCAGAAUUUAGUUGCUGGCCUCGUUUUGCUCGAAAAUGACGAGGCAAGUGACAAACCGACUUUAGUCGCCGACGAAAAGAAAACCAAAUCAAGCAAGAAGGCGAAAGGCAAGAAGAACAAUGUUGCCGUUCAAAGGAAAUCAAACAGCGUGCCAAUCAAGAAAAAUAAGCCGAACAGAAAUCUCGAGAACGAGCAUGCGACCAUGUUUGAAGAUCUCAAAGCCUUUGCCGAUUCUUUAAUGCAAGAACUCAGUGGUGACCGGGAGAAUAUGGUUACGCAGUUGAAGGAUGAGAUGAAAAAGCUUGCAGCCAUUGUGUCGAAAAAGCUGGUUAGGAAGAAGAAUAAAGAGAAACCCAAAAAUUGCACGGUUAUUAGAAACACGAAAGGCAAAGUGGGGUGUGAUGCACGUAAAUUGACAAAAACUUCAUCCGAGCCCAUCGAGAAAAACAAGGGAAUUCUACAACUGACCAAUAAUGAUGAGCUAAGCAGAGGUGGCAAUGGAAUAUUGAAUGUGCCAGCUGUCAUCCCAAAACCGCAGUUUCAAAAUCCGAGAACCCAUUUGCCUUUGGGUGAUCACAAAUUUUAUCGGCAAUAUGGGGAAUUUCGUCCGGUAGAACAACAACUCGGGAGCUUUUCCAACAUUUCAAAUGGAAGUGUGGGUUUGAUUGGACAAAACUACCCUCGAGCGCCUGACAUUCCUUUCCCGGUCCCACUUGGUCAUCUUGGGUCGCACGAUGGGUCUAAUGUUUCGAGCUUGACUUACUGUGAUAAGAUUAACGAUGUGGGCCCGAGGUUGAACGGCAUUAAUAAUGUGAAUUUUCCUCAGAGGAAUCAAAUGUUAUCGGGUCAAUAUUUUCCUUACGGCGGUGUGUUGAGUAAAGGUGGUGGGGAAUAUGUGUCUGUGAGGCCACAGGAAAUCAAAGAUGGCCAAUUUUGCUUGGCUAGUUUGGGAAAUCAACAGUGA